AUGACCGAAACAGCUAUUUCCCGAGCGGAGGAGUUCCAGAUAUCUUUCUACUGCCGACCAGAAAGAUCAUUACCGUGGACCACCGCACCUCCUUUCGGGCUUACUACGAAGAAAAAUCUGACCCUUGAGAUUUUCGCUCAUGUUGGACACAAACUCUUUCCUGUGUCGUGGGCGAACUUCUGGGUUCUACGUUCAGGUGAAAAAAUCCAGGCGAGCGAACAUUAUGAGUAUGAAUCUGGACUUUUUCAGAAUGCACAAUUGUUUGACAUGCUGGGAGAUACUCCUCCAGCUCUUCCAAAGUGUGAAGAUGCCGAUGAGCAAUCCUGGAGCGCAACGUCUCAUCUAUUUAAUUGGCAUAGACAUUACGACGAUGGCCUUUGGCUUGAUGACGGAACCUCAAAAAUUGAAGACAUUAGGCGACUACAACGUCAUCCGUGGAUCGUUGAUCCUUUCCACGAUGCUGACCGGGACGAUCCUCUUAAGGAAGACAAUCAAUGUAGCCCAGACUUGGGCCACAUCUUGAAUUGGCACGCCGAAGUCCAAAAGUAUUACCACACAGACGUUCGAUCCGGGGUUUAA
Penicillium digitatum Pd1 is the source of this 579-nucleotide messenger RNA. RefSeq lists its product as uncharacterized. The record is from RefSeq and is a predicted model, not a curated record. NCBI's taxonomy places the organism in Eukaryota, Fungi, Ascomycota, Eurotiomycetes, Eurotiales, Aspergillaceae.